AUGCUGCUUCCUCCAAGCUAGCAAUCACUUGCAUACAGUGCUGCACAAGUCUAGAGGCUUCUGCUGGAACUGGGGAAUUCUAGUACCUGGGCUGUCAUCUCAUCUCCAUGCAGUCCUCUGGGACAAAGACCUACAGAAACUUCAAGCAGCUACUCCCUCUGUGCUGACUGUAAUCUGAAGUAGAGGGAAAUGUGCCCAGUCUGCUGCCAAGCAAGAUAAAGAGCCAGCACACUGAAAGCACAAAAGGUAUACAAGUCUGUAACUACUGUACAACAAGCCUGUAAUCUACCUGGAAUGGGUGCUGAGCUUCAGAAAGGCUGGAGAACUCAUCAGAUGGGCUUACAGCUAGUAGCCAAACACAGGGCUUCUACGGUGUCCAACAUCAAGAAUGGUCUAUCUGACUGCAACAAUGUUCCACCAGGUAUGUGUUACCACCAGGAGUACUUUGAUGAGCACAACCCUCACAACAACCAGGAUGCAGAUGAAAUGGACCUGGAGGAGAGCACAUCUUCAAUCCACAAGUUCUCAGAACCAACUCAUCAUGGCCCCACAAAUACUGACAACCAUGCAAAAGUGAAAAAGCUUUCAUGGAGCAUUAACAGAGGACAGAAAAGAAGAGAAAGAUCAAUCUCAAUCUCUCAAACUCGCCUGCAGCAGCUCAGGGAGAAGAGGUUAACGUUUGUCUUGGCUGUGGUCAUUGGAGGCUUUGUUAUUUGCUGGUUCCCAUUUUUCUUUACGUACAGUCUGGACUCUGUGUGUAGAGGGAGAUGUGGCAUUUCUGACUCUCUCUUUAACUUUUUCUUUUGGAUUGGUUACUGCAAUAGCAGCCUUAAUCCUGUCAUAUACACAGUAUUUAAUAGAGACUUCAGGAAAGCAUUCCAAAAACUCCUUGUACACACUCCUAAAAGGACCAUGUGAGAAGAAUGUGACUGUAAGGAAGCCGAAAAAACUGAUCUAUAACUAGGUUCUGAGCACUAACAUUCAGUCCGGCCAUUUGACAUUUUUAAUAAUGUGGCUAAGAAACAAUUGACCUUGUUCCAUUAGAAAUAAAUAUGUUUCACAAUUUAGUGCUUCAACUGAGAUUAUUUUUGCUGGAAAUUGUAAAAGGUGACAUAUUUAGAUGAUUUGUCAGUUCAUUGUUUUUCCUAAUCUGCAGUGAUUUUAAAAUUAGCUAGAUUGUUGUACCCCAGCCAGUGAACUUAUACCCUUUAUCAUUGUGCAGACUUCCAAGAAAGUGAGGCAAUAGCCUGAACAUAUUUG
Messenger RNA from Bufo bufo (common toad), 1260 nucleotides. Its product is annotated as alpha-2Db adrenergic receptor-like. Gene Ontology annotation, biological process: adenylate cyclase-activating adrenergic receptor signaling pathway. Gene Ontology annotation, cellular component: membrane. The transcript has 2 exons. Gene Ontology annotation, molecular function: G protein-coupled receptor activity. NCBI's taxonomy places the organism in Eukaryota, Metazoa, Chordata, Amphibia, Anura, Bufonidae. The record is from RefSeq and is a predicted model, not a curated record. Bases 295 to 918 code for a protein of 207 amino acids.